CCGCCCCAUCGAGCCGCCCUCGCUCGAUUGCUCCAGUCUGGCGGCGGCAGCAUGGCGGCGGGGGCGGCUGAGGCGGCGGCUGUUGUGGAGGUCGGUUCAGCCGGGCAGUUUGAGGAGCUGCUGCGCCUCAAAGCCAGGUCCCUCCUUGUGGUCCAUUUCUGGGCACCAUGGGCUCCACAGUGUGCUCAGAUGAACGAUGUGAUGGUGGAAUUAGCCAAAGAACACCCUCAGGUUUCCUUUGUGAAGUUGGAAGCUGAAGCUGUUCCUGAAGUAUCUGAAAAAUAUGAAAUUAGUUCUGUUCCCACCUUUCUGUUUUUCAAGAAUUCUCAGAAAAUUGACCGAUUAGAUGGUGCACAUGCCCCAGAGUUGACCAAAAAAGUGCAGCGGCAUGCAUCUAGUGGCUCGUUUGCACCUGGAGUAAAUGAACAUCCUAAAGAAGAUCUCAACCUCCGUCUAAAGAAAUUAACUAAUGCUGCUCCCUGCAUGCUAUUCAUGAAAGGGACUCCUCAGGAACCCCGCUGUGGUUUCAGCAAGCAGAUGGUAGAAAUUCUGAACAAACAUAAUAUUCAGUUUAGCAGUUUUGAUAUCUUCUCAGAUGAAGAAGUUCGUCAGGGUCUCAAAACCUAUUCCAAUUGGCCCACCUAUCCUCAGCUGUAUGUAUCUGGAGAGCUUGUCGGAGGACUUGAUAUAAUUAAGGAACUAGAAGCAUCUGAAGAGCUAGAUACAAUUUGCCCCAAAGCUCCCAAAUUAGAGGAAAGGCUCAAAGUACUGACAAAUAAAGCUUCUGUGAUGCUCUUUAUGAAAGGAAACAAACAGGAAGCAAAAUGUGGAUUCAGCAAACAAAUUCUGGAAAUACUAAAUAGUACUGAUGUUGAAUACGAGACAUUUGAUAUAUUGGAGGAUGAAGAAGUUCGGCAAGGAUUAAAAGCUUACUCAAAUUGGCCAACAUACCCACAGCUGUACGUGAAAGGGGAGCUCAUUGGAGGACUGGAUAUUGUCAAGGAACUGAGAGAAAAUGGUGAAUUGCUGCCUACACUGCGAGGAGAAAAUUAAUAAAUGUUAAACUUGGAGCCCAACUAUUGCAAGAAAUAUUUAAUUAUGGUGGAGCAGUUCAUGAUUUAGUCCUUAGAAUUGGACUAGGAGUAGAAAACUGCUUCUACCCAAUUAUGCUUUGUGUCCUUCACAAGGUUGUGCUAAAUGUGUUACAUUUUUUUCCACCGAAACUACAAUGCAAAAAACAUCUUCAAAUUAAAUUAAAAGUUGUGUUAAAAAAAAAUGUGUCUUUACUGUGAUGUUAAACAUACAGUUACUGCCGUUAACCCACUUUACAUCUCUUUUUCAUAAUAUGUGGGAAUCUCUUAGCAAUUAAGAAAUAAACAGUCUUCAGAAAAUGGAGGGAGAACUGUAUCAGAUGGAGUCUGGUCCACGGCAGGCCUCAGAGUAACUCAGAUGCCGACCUGCUGGCUCCCCCCACUGGCUGAAAGAGCUCUUUGCAGCUUAGGAAAAAUGCAACCAAGAAUCUCUUUCUGAAAGCAUCACUGAACUUGGUACUGGUGGAGUCGUAAAGGUGACGUAGACUAGCUCUGCAAAUCCAGAGGCUCAGUUCAGAAAGCAUUUAUGGUGUGUCUUCACGUCCAAGAAACAUUUGAGUGGAAUAUGAUUGCUCAUUACGUGUGUUAUGGCAGACUUUUUUUCCCGUUCUGUCUAGCAGAAUGGGAGUGAAGUCCUCAGGUGGAAAAGUGCUGCCAGUUAGUCCCAGGCAUCAGCUGACCCUUCAGACGGGUUAAGAAUGUCCUGAGAUCUGUGGAAAUUUCUGUAGUAUUUUUGAUCCUGAAUCUGAACUGUGUUUAAUAAAUAGCUGCUCUGUCAGGUUCUGUUGGGCAUGCUCUGGGCAGGGGGCUGGAUUUGCUGCCGUGGCUCCUGGCUUCUGGGUACCCGUUGCCCUGCCGUCCUCACUGAAUUACCAACCUGCUGGCCUGGGUGAGGGAGGCUCCACGCCACUCCUGGUGGAGGUGAGCAAAGGGGAGAGAGGGAAGCUUGGGUCACUCUUACGAAGGUUGCCUUCACUUGGUCAGCAACAGGCUGUCUGGGUCGUGCGAGAAGAGGCAGCCGGGUGAUGCUGGGUGUGCGUUAGCAUCAGGCGGUUGGCAUGAGAUCACGAAGGCGGACGUGGCCUUCUGGCCUCUUGCUAGGAGCUGUGAGAGCCCAUCAUGCUGGAUUUUCUUGUCACUGUGUGAAAUUAAGUGGGGCUCUUUGGGGCAAUGGUCCUUGACUGUUUUUUUCAUUUAAAUUAAAAAUCAUCAUACAAGUAAAACUUUAAAAUGCAAGUGGUAAUGGAAUUUUAACUGAAAUUUCAUUAAGCCAGUGGCCUCAGGGAUGUGUGUGAUUAAGGGGGAGGAGCCUAUAACCUACUAGUAUCCUUUAUUCCAAACUGAAAUCAUGUGCUUACUCCUUUCAUGAUUUUUUGCUUUAUCUACAAGUGCUGCCUGUCCUGUUCACUUCAUCUUACCCUAACUAAGCAAUAAUAUCUUUGCUAUAACGAUCUGAUAUAAAGCUGGUUGUUUUUGUCUUUCUGACACAUU
Molecule: messenger RNA, 2582 nt
Organism: Choloepus didactylus (southern two-toed sloth)
Lineage: Eukaryota; Metazoa; Chordata; Mammalia; Pilosa; Megalonychidae
Gene: GLRX3
Product: glutaredoxin 3
Exons: 11
Coding region: 52-1053 (333 amino acids)
Source: RefSeq, a predicted model, not a curated record